AUGGUGGCGACGCUUGUUGCCGGACCCGGUGUAGGGCGAAUCGGCGUAGGCUUCCUCAACCUGCCGCCGGUGCCUUUAGUGGUGAAGAGGGUCACCAGAGGCUCCUGGGCGGAGAAGCAAGGCAUCCGCUGUGGCGACGAAUUCAUGUCCGUGGACCAUCGGAGGUCUCGUGCCUUCACAUCCUCGGAGUUUGUGCAAGCGAUGAAGAAGCGGCCUUUGGUGAUCAAGUUGAGACGGACGGUGCGGAAGGAAGGAGCCGAGGUCCCCGUCCUGCCGCAGUUGGCAAGCUUCGGCGCGGAGGCGCCGGACACCCAGAGUACGGACCAAGAGGAGGAGGAAGAAGAGGAGGAUGAGGAAGAGGACGAAGUGGCAGAGAAGCUAGCCAAAGAGGUGGAGGCCAAUGCGAAGAAGGACGAGAAGCGGCGGAGUCUCUUAAAGAAGCCCCAGGCCGCGGCUCUGCCCUCCAGGAAGCGGCUCUCACUGCCAUCCUUCAAAGACGAUCGCUUGGCAGACGAGACAGACCAACCGGACGAAGAGGCAGCCGACCAGGAGAUCUCCAGAAAGGGUGGUUUCUUCACCAGGGGUGCUCGUGAUACGAGCUCCUACUAUGGCAGCUUUGAUCGUACGAGUGACUCACGGCUUUGGUCCGGCCGGCAUGCGAUUACGUACAGCCCCAAAGAGGUGGCAGCUGCCUAUCGUCUCACGGAUGUCGUUUUCUUCACCGCAGCCAUAGCUGCAUUACUUCUGGGAGUGCCCUGUAGUUUCCUGCUGACCAUGCAGCUUAUGGGCCCCGAGCUUCCAGAUGCCCUGCUGCCCUACAAGGAGAAGUUGACGCCGCGCUUCUUCGAAGUGAGGGCUCAGGUGAUCGACUUUGUCCAGGAUGUCGUGAACCCCGCCCUGCCCACGUACUCACAGCAGAAGAGGGAUCUACUGCAAACCGUGUCGCAUCCGACGCAGUGUCCGGAGCCGCCGGUCCUGAAUGAGCUACGGCAGCAAGCCAAGGCUCGAGGCCUCAUGAAUCUCUUCCUGCCCGAAGUGUCCCGGCUCUCCGUCCUGGAGUAUUCCCCAAUCGCAGAGAUCCUUGGCACCAACGGCGUGGCCAACUUGGCUAUGAACUGCUCUGCGCCGGACACAGGCAACAUGGAGGUCUUGGAGAAGUUUGGCACCGAGGAGCAGAAACAAAUCUGGCUGAAGCCUUUGCUGAACGGAGAGAUCCGAUCAGCUUUCGCCAUGACGGAGCCUGGCGUAGCCUCCAGUGAUGCCACGAAUAUCUGCACAAAGAUUGAACCCGAUGGUGACCACUACCUGAUCAAUGGCCACAAGUGGUGGAUUUCCGGGGCAAUCCGACCCGAAUGCAAAGUCUUUGUCGUUCUGGGCCGCACUAGCUUCAGCGGCCCCCUCCACAAGCAGCAGUCCAUGACAAUGAGUCGGCAUUUGGCAUCAGCUUCUCCCGUUUCCAAGCGGGAAGGCUCCUUAGGCUCUAGGAUUCUGGUGCCCAAAGACACGCCGGGUGUGAAAAUCCUGCGGCCCCUGGCAGUCUUUGGUGAAGAGCAUGACCAUGCCGAGAUCGUCUUCGACAACGUGCGCGUCCCGAAGUCCAACAUGUUGUUGGGCGAAGGCCGUGGUUUCGAGAUCGCCCAGAGCCGCCUAGGACCAGGGAGGAUACAUCACUGCAUGCGGUCCUUAGGCUUGGCUGAGCUGGCAUUGGCCGCCAUGGUGGAUCGCGCUCACCGGCGGAAGGCAUUCGGCAAGCUGCUGGCGCAAAAGGACGCUGUACGCAUGGCCAUUGCCGAGGCUCGCAUUGAGAUAACCAAGUGCCGGCAGCUCUGCUAUUUGGCAGCGGUGGUGGCGGAUGAGCAGGGUUUCAAGGAACGGGACUCCCACCUGGCUAGCAUGUUCCUGGGCCGUAUUCAGUUACUCUUCGACAUCUCAUUGUACACAGGCAUGCGCACUUUGCGUGUGGCGGACGGUCCGGACAUGGUGCACCUGAUCACCAUCGCGAAGGACGAGCUGUCCAAGUGGGACGGUUUCGUUGGACGUCACGUCAGCGGCACCAACCCGAACGUAGAGAAGUAUGGCAAGUUCCAGCACGUUGAAGAUGGGCAGCUGUACUCAGGCUGGAAUCCAGGCGCCGCACCUGCGCUUCCAGAGGCCAUGCUGGUUUGCCCAGUUUACUCCCCACUGACCAUGGACGUCCGGUCCCCGGCUGUGCCAUCGGCGGCACCGCGGCAGGAGAAGGUUGGUGCUGGGGUUACCCCGGCCAAUGGACAAGCCUUGCAUGGCUCGCCUGCCGAGCGGCCGGCAGCAAAACGGUCAGUCCACUCUGCCAACCAAUCCUUCUAUGCUUACGGCCCACCUGGGACGCCACACAGCGACUUUGUCAGGAUCGUCUCCUCGAAGCUACCGUACCACGUUCGCCCGGACAAGCCCUCCAGGACGUUGAACGAUUGGCUGGCGGCCACCACCUCCGUGCCGGAGGCUUUCACAGUUGAGAUGAAAGGUUCGUUGGGCCUACAAUUUCCGGUGCUCAACCUCAUUGGCACCUACGGAGCCGAAUUCGACGGCACCAACACCGCGACUGCCAUGCAUCGCCUAGCAAAGUGGCACAGAGAGGCGCCUCACCACAGGCUCUUCGAGGACCCCCGGUGGCACGAGGUUCUCAGCCAUUUGGAGCGCAACAUGCAGGCGCCAAAUUUCCAAAGUCGCCAGCUGACUGGAGCCUUGUGGUCAUUCGCUACUCUGGGCAGGUGCAUCGUUGGUAAGACACUGUCAAUUGCCACGGCUUGCCAUUGCGGCUGGACCAUGUUUUGA
Molecule: messenger RNA, 2811 nt
Organism: Symbiodinium necroappetens
Lineage: Eukaryota; Dinophyceae; Suessiales; Symbiodiniaceae
Source: the annotation of a GenBank genome assembly